Boleophthalmus pectinirostris (great blue-spotted mudskipper) is the source of this 3812-nucleotide messenger RNA. Its product is annotated as gamma-glutamyl hydrolase-like. Gene Ontology annotation, molecular function: gamma-glutamyl-peptidase activity. Gene Ontology annotation, biological process: tetrahydrofolylpolyglutamate metabolic process. The coding region runs from base 1 to 1068 and encodes 355 amino acids. The record is from RefSeq and is a predicted model, not a curated record. Lineage: Eukaryota; Metazoa; Chordata; Actinopteri; Gobiiformes; Gobiidae. Gene Ontology annotation, cellular component: vacuole. The transcript is spliced from 10 exons.
AUGAAGCUGUGGCUCGGUUUGGCAGAGGCGCCGCGUCGGAGGAGAGAGAGACGGCGUCAUCGGACAGGGCUCAUGGCGCAGGACGUUAAAAACCCGACGGUAAACGAAGAUAGCUACAUCGCUGCAUCUUACGUCAAAACCCUGGAGUCGGCUGGGGCCAGGGUCCUUCCCAUCAUGAUUAACCGACCUGAGGAGGAGUACAGGAUGUUAUUCAAGGCCAUUAACGGAUUCUUUCUUCCUGGAGGAGCUGCCAACAUCAUGGACUCUGGUUACGCCACAGCUGCAAACAUUUUCUACGAUUUAGCCAUUGAGGCAAAUAAAAAAGGAGACUAUUUUCCGAUUUGGGGCACGUGUCUUGGGUUUGAACAGCUCGCUGUAAUCACAGCUAAGAAACGCGUUCUAGUGAGGACAAAUACCACCGCAGUGUCUCUGCCUCUCAACUUUACAGCCGAGGCGAACGGGAGCCGGCUAUUUAAGGAUUUCCGUCCUGACGUGAUGUCCGCUCUGGCCACUGAGCCCAUCACCAUAAACGCACACAAGUGGAGCGUUUCAAUGGAGACAUACUACGAGAAUGAAGACCUGAACAAGUUUUACAAAGUGCUGUCCACAAACACAGAUGGAAAAAUAGAGUUUAUUUCCACAUUUGAGGCCUACGAUUACCCCUUUUACGGCGUCCAGUAUCACCCAGAGAAGAACCCGUACGAAUGGACCAGAGACUUCUACGUCCACACGCCGAUCUCAAUCCGAAUGACUUUCUGCUUCGCCGACUUUUUUGUCAAUGAAGCCAGGAAAAGCAAACACACGUAUGAAAGUGAACAGUGGAUUCGAGAUUUGCUGAUCUACCACUCCACCCCCACCUACACCGGAGAAACUUCCAGCGUAUUUGAGCAGAAAUAUUUUUAUUUUGCCCCCGAAGUGUCUAGCACCACUGUGCCGGCUCCGUCUGAGCGUGAUUCUCACGUCGAUCAGUCACUGUUUGGGGGCGCUGUUCAAAUCAUGGCUCACGUCAACAUCGGCUUCAUAACUGCUGUCGUCUUUUCUGUGAUUUUAAAUGCUGAAAUGUGGUAAAAAUGUGGUGAUGAAGUGAGUUAGAUUCAUGUUCUAGAAAUAAAUAAUCUUCAAAUUUCAGAUGGAGGACAAGGGAUUAAUAAAAAUCCAUAGUAGAGAUAAAAGUAAAGUGACUAUUAGACAUCGAUGGAGUAGUAAAUGAAAAAUACUCUCUAUCUCUAUCUUUUUGAAAAUGUUAUAUUCACCGAAAAACAACAGAUUAACAUGUUUUAUAAGUUUCAGGCUACGUAUACAUGAUGACGGUCUGAAAAGACGACGCAAAAGUGGCGUCGCGUCUUCACUUUUUAUUCCGCGUUUGAAUGAGCGUUUUUGGGAGGAAAUCUUCGUGCAUACGGUGACGCAAAAGUGUGUGGAAUUAGAUUGGGUAUACAUGCCAGGCGUCUCGGUGGUGAUGUAUGUGACGUAAACGCAUAUGUGACGUGAGCAGAUCUGACCAGAGUUUUGCGUCUUGGGCAGUAUAGACGGAAACGCUAUGACAGAGCGUAUUAAACUUUUCCACUCUGGACGGUGGUUUCAGAUUUUUGCAUUUUUAAGCUCCCAAAAACGCCGCCACCGUCUUAACGAAAGGCACUUCUGAUAAAAUAUUUUGUCGUUUUUACCCACAAGCGUUCUCGUGUAAACAGGCCCUCAGUUCGGUUUUUGACUCUCCACCCCUCCAUUUGCUCUCCAUGCUAAGUGAUUCCCCCUUCAGAGAACCAUCACAACAUGACACAUGUGCAUUUUGCUAAUGAAACUACAGCACAUCGCAUCAGGUUUAUGAAUUUGUAAAGCUAUUUUGUAUCACGUUUUUGUAUAUUUAUGGAGAAUUGUCGCAUGUGGGCGGAGCAUUGGACAGAAUCUUACAGCGAACCAUAACGAGGCUUUGAAUGGGGCCUGGGAGAGAUCGCUAAAUUACCGAAACAUGCAUGGAUGGCAUCUAAAACCUGCCUGAUAAGGGAAUAACAUUAAAGCAUAGUCGAUUUUGCAUUAUACCCCCACUUUAAUUACAUAUCUGUAGUUAUAAUCCACAAUAUUUGACCCUCUUUUGUUUUUUGUUUAGAUCCAAAAAUGGAAUCAAAUAUCAAUCUUGUGUCUUCAGUUGUCUGCAUAUAAUCAAGUUUGCAAGUGUGACCCUUUAAUUCCAAAGAUAUUAAUUCUAAAGCUGGUCAAAACAUUUCAUUUUGUUUCAAUUCUCACCUGUCCUCCAUCUCAGUUAUAAUCUAUUUAUAUUUAUGCGCUUUAGAAUAUCGUGGUGUCAUGUAAACUCUUCACUACUUUUUUCAAUAUGUAACUUGUAAUGUUUCUUGGUAUGGACGCCAUUUUGAGGACUUUUGGACAUUGCAAAAAAGAAGAAGAAUAAGUCUUAAUUUCAUGCAAAUUGAAACCCAUAUAGCAGGCGAAAUUGUUUUUAAUUUACUUUGAAGAAUAUACAAAUGUGCAAAAGAAAUACAAACAACAAGAACAAACUGAUUCUUCUUUUCAGUGGUCAAAAGUCCUUAAAAUGUCGCCUUUAAACUACAUUCUUAAACAUAUGAAUUACUUGUGUACCGGUGUUCGUUCUUCUGUAAUGUUGUUAUUGUAUGAUACCAUAGAUUUAUGUCUCUAAAAAUAAGUUUUGUGUCCUUGAGCAAGACACUUCACCCACCUUGGCUCUCGUGUCUGGAACAAAAAUACGAAAUGUCUAAUCUGUCUUGAAUCGUGCAGUACAACAGGGGUCACCAAACUUUUUUCCUCUGGGGGUCACAUUAUCGCUCGUAUAACAGAAUUGUUUGACUCUGACGACGCAGAUUAUAUUCUUUGAAAACCGCCGCACUUUCUUUACAUAUCAGACAACUGCACGGUCCUGACACUGAACAAAAAAAUAAUCAGUCGUCCACUGUUCUUUGAAAACUCUGCGCUGUCUGUCAACUUUUCGUACUUUAACACUCGCCAUUUUAACUGCACUACAUCGACUGUCACUGUUUGCUCUCGAGUUUCUCAGGUGACGAAAAUUCGACAGCAAAUUGAAAUUCUUCAUGUAAUUAUUUAAAUAUAAAUACUUCAUAUAAUUAGGGAUGUAACAAUAACCGAAAUAUCGUGAUAUUGUAUCGUCAAAGUUCUCACAAUAUAUCGAAUUAUAAGUCUCUUUGCUUAAAUUAAGAGUAAUGGUGCAGCAAUAACCUAAAAAAAAGACAGAGGGAACUACAUAGACCAUGAUCCUUUGCUCCAUUUCAGUGCAAACUACAAGAAGAAACAACAGUUCUAACACUUUUAAGUCUUAGUUCUUUGGAUUAAGGCUUGUCAAGCUAUUUUAAGAGGAAAAAGUCGCCUAUUAACAGUUUUGUUAGUCUCCACAAAAUAUCGCAAUAAAUAUCGUACUGUGAGAUGUAUAUCGUGAAAAUAUCGCGUAAAUGUCUUAAGAGAUUUGAGCCUCCACGCCAUAUCGUGAGCUCUCCCACGAUAUCGCAAUAAAUAUCUGAGACUUGGAUAUGGACUUGGAGAUUUUUUAUUGAAAAAAAUCUGCAAAAUACAAAAUGCAGAUGUGUUAUUAUUUGGCAAAACGUCAUUAAAAAAAAAGAAACAGGCCAUGAUGACUUUUGAGGAUUGUCUCAUAGGACCGGUUCCCGCGGGCCUUAGUUUGAUGACCCCCACAGUACAACAUGCACUGCUCCAAGUUGCGGUGGAUUGUUUGUGAAUUAUGAAAAGCUUCGAUGUUAUUUAUAUUAUACUGUUGUUGUGUUGUUUCUGUGUAAUCUGUACAAAUAAAAACAUAAUCAUAGUUUUAA